This is a messenger RNA of Cariama cristata (Red-legged seriema), 2588 nucleotides long. RefSeq names its product zinc finger protein 143 (gene ZNF143). Gene Ontology annotation, biological process: central nervous system development; regulation of transcription by RNA polymerase II. The transcript has 15 exons. Gene Ontology annotation, cellular component: nucleus. The record is from RefSeq and is a predicted model, not a curated record. Bases 4 to 1929 code for a protein of 641 amino acids. Gene Ontology annotation, molecular function: DNA-binding transcription factor activity, RNA polymerase II-specific; RNA polymerase II cis-regulatory region sequence-specific DNA binding. NCBI's taxonomy places the organism in Eukaryota, Metazoa, Chordata, Aves, Cariamiformes, Cariamidae.
ACAAUGUUAUUAGCUCAGAUAAAUCGAGACUCUCAGGGAAUGACUGAAUUUUCUGGAGGAGGAAUGGAGGCCCAGCAUGUGACACUCUGUCUAACAGAAGCUGUAGCUGUGCAAGGUGAACUUUCAGACGGUGAUAACUUGGAAAACAUGGAAGGUGUGAGUUUGCAAGCAGUUACCCUGGCUGAUGGCUCCACUGCUUACAUACAGCACAAUUCUAAAGAUGGUAAAUUAAUGGACGGCCAAGUGAUUCAAUUAGAAGAUGGUUCUGCUGCUUAUGUUCAACAUGUACCCAUGCCUAAAAGCAGGGACAGCUUGCGUCUGGAAGAUGGACAAGCAGUUCAGCUGGAAGAUGGAACUACGGCAUUUAUUCAUCACACCUCGAAAGACAGUUACGACCAGAGUGCAUUACAAGCAGUACAGCUGGAGGAUGGAACUACUGCCUACAUUCACCACACAGUGCAAAUGCCACAGUCAGAUACCAUUUUAGCCAUUCAAGCUGACGGCACAGUGGCAGGUCUUCAUACAGGAGAUGCUGCCAUUGACCCAGAUACCAUCAGUGCUUUGGAGCAAUACGCAGCCAAGGUGUCUAUUGAUGGAAAUGACAGUGUUAGUGGCACAGGAAUGAUAGGUGAAAAUGAACAAGAUAAAAAAAUGCAGAUUGUCUUGCAAGGACAUGGAACAAGAGUGACUGCAAAAUCUCAGCAGAGUGGAGAGAAAGCUUUUCGCUGUGAUUAUGAUGGCUGUGGAAAACUGUACACAACAGCUCACCAUCUUAAGGUGCAUGAAAGGUCACACACAGGAGACAGACCGUAUCAGUGUGAACAUCCUGGAUGUGGCAAAGCCUUUGCAACAGGGUAUGGAUUAAAAAGUCAUGUCCGAACACACACUGGUGAAAAGCCUUAUCGGUGCACAGAAGAAAAUUGCACCAAGUCAUUCAAGACUUCAGGAGACCUGCAGAAACAUAUCCGAACCCACACAGGUGAAAGGCCCUUUAAGUGUCCAUUUGAAGGAUGUGGCAGGUCAUUCACAACAUCUAAUAUUAGAAAGGUUCACAUCAGGACACAUACAGGCGAAAGGCCUUAUUACUGUACAGAGCCAGGAUGUGGGAGAGCUUUUGCCAGUGCAACUAAUUAUAAGAAUCAUGUGAGAAUACACACAGGGGAGAAGCCCUAUGUCUGUACAGUUCCUGGUUGUGAUAAACGUUUUACAGAGUAUUCCAGUUUAUACAAACAUCAUGUUGUACAUACUCAUUCGAAACCAUAUAACUGUAAUCACUGUGGGAAAACAUACAAGCAGAUUUCUACACUUGCUAUGCACAAGCGGACAGCACACAAUGACACAGAGCCCAUUGAAGAAGAACAAGAGGCUUUUUUUGAGCCACCUCCAGGUCAAGGUGAAGAUGUUCUCAAAGGCUCCCAGAUAACCUAUGUGACAGGUGUAGAGGGAGAAGAUGUAAUUUCUGCACAGGUUGCUACAGUUACUCAAUCAGGAUUAGGUCAACAAGUAGCACUAAUAUCCCAGGACGGAACCCAACAUGUCAACAUAUCCCAGGCAGAUAUGCAGGCCAUUGGCAAUACUAUCACUAUGGUAACACAAGAUGGCACCACCAUCACAGUCCCUGCCCACGAUGCCGUCAUCUCUUCUGCAGGAACACAUUCCGUAGCGAUGGUUACUGCAGAAGGCACCGAAGGACAGCAGGUUGCUAUUGUGGCUCAAGACUUAGCAGCAUUUCAUAGUGCCUCAUCAGAAAUGGGACAUCAGCAACAUGGGCACCAUUUAGUGGCUACAGAAACUAGACCCGUUACAUUGUUGGCUACAUCCAAUGGAACACAAAUUGCAGUACAGCUUGGAGAACAACAGUCUCUGGAAGAAGCCAUUAGAAUAGCCUCCAGAAUACAACAGGGUGAAACACCAGGGAUUGAUGAUUAACUUCUAAAACUGCUACCAGAACAAUAGAGUGAAAGGUAUUUUGUUUUCAAUCAACAGAGGUCUAUGCCAGCAGCAACACAUAAAAACUUUGAAGUUCCCUGCUCCUUGAUACUGUGUACACAUUUUAUGCAAGAGCAAAGAACAUUUUGUAAGUUUUGUGUACAUAACCCUUGGAAUGGACUGACAUCAUCUACUUCCAACUGUUGUAUAUUCAGGAAUACAGAAUUAGGAUUAUCCAGUAAAUUUCUUUGUUAUCCUUUCAUCAGAUUUCAGACUGGUCUACAAGCAAUUGAAAAAUUAAAUAGAAGUAUUGGAAUUAAUUUUUAAUGUCAUGUACAAAUAAUGAAGGCAUUACUGAAGAUUUCAGAUGUUUAAAAUACUAUUAAAAAUCAUCAUUUCAGGAACCCUUAGAAGUAAUAAAGAUGACAAAGCCUAUUAAAUUGCAUUCCAUAAAUGGAGAAGUCUUGGAUUUUGAGCCUACUGUAAAUCUUUGUAUUUUGAUUUGUUUCAAACAGAUUUGACUACUCUUUAGAUUAUCCCAUCUCAUUCAUUGUAAAUACAGACUGUUAAUGCUGGAAGUGUUAAUUAUAUUAUCUUUAAAUUGGAUUAUGUACAAAGGAGAAACUUUGGUUGUUCAAUAUUAAAGGAAGUAAAUCUAA